UACAAGCGGAAGCAACAGGAAGUGAGUUCCACAUGAGCCUGACGCGUUCAGCGGUUUUUCAGCGUGUGGGACUUUAUAUCGAUGUACCAAACAACAACAUCCAGAAUUAUUUCACGUUUUAAUGAAGAUUUUCUAGAUAAGGAAGAUUUCAGAGAUCAGCGAUGUCAAAGGCAACCAAGCGCAAGCAUGUUGUCAAGGAAGUUCUAGGGGACUACAUCACACCUAAUGAGAAACAGCAGAUUAUGAGGAUCUUGGGAAGCAAUGGCAAUAACCUCCAUGAGGCUGUGACCGAGAGCGGUGAGAGAUUUCUGCUCAGCAUGCCCACAAAGUUCCGCAAGAACAUCUGGAUCAAAAGAGGUGAUUUUGUGAUUGUAGAUCCUAUCGAGGAAGGCGACAAGGUGAAAGGAGAGAUCAACUUCAUUCUGUACAGGGACCAUAUUCACUAUUUGAGGAAACUUGGCAUCUGGCCUAAAGGAUUCGAGGCAGGAGGAGUAAGAGAGCAGAUGCAGGAAGAUGCACAAAAAGACGAGGCUAAAAGCAAAGAGCAAGACGAGGAAGAGGAUGACACCGACAACAGUGAUUCUGAGAACGAACAGGACCUUUUCGUUAACACAAACCGAGCCACUGUGCAGUACAGCGAGAGUGAUGAAGACUCAGAUGAAGAUGAUGAUGAAGAAGAGGACAAAGACGAAUGAACUUUUAGUGAAUUCUGUACAUCUAAUCGUGUGUUCAACUUUAUAAAAGUAGUCAUUAGCAUCUAUACACCUACCCUAAGUCACAAGCGGUGGAAAUGUGUUAAACAUCAGAAUUUAGAUGCAGACUGAAAAAAGAUCGUCAGUUGAUUUGGAAACUUCGAUCAGGACCAGGUUUAAUCCACAUGUAAAAAAAAACAAAUAACCCAAUAUAUAAAGAUCUUCGAUUCUCUACG
This is a messenger RNA of Hemibagrus wyckioides, 928 nucleotides long. RefSeq names its product eukaryotic translation initiation factor 1A domain containing (gene eif1ad). The coding region runs from base 162 to 695 and encodes 177 amino acids. The transcript has 5 exons. Gene Ontology annotation, cellular component: nucleus. Gene Ontology annotation, molecular function: translation initiation factor activity; RNA binding. Lineage: Eukaryota; Metazoa; Chordata; Actinopteri; Siluriformes; Bagridae. The record is from RefSeq and is a predicted model, not a curated record. Gene Ontology annotation, biological process: translational initiation.